GGCCACUGGCGGCAGCUCCGUCGGCCCGCAGACCACCGCUGGAUCGCCGUCACGCGCCAGCCUUGCGCCCGCCCCGCCUCGGCGCAGCGUCGUCACGGGGCCGCAGACGCACCGGCUGCCGCCACGGGUGAUGUGGAGCAUCACGCUGCUCACCGCGGCAUCCAUUCCGUGGCAGUGCUGAAUUUCGUCACCAUUUUCAGCAUCGAGUACUCUAUCGAGCUGAAGUUUUUAGUCAUGCAGCAGACCAUUGCCAAUUCUGGCCUUACCUGGGGCGUCGUGGUCGUCGUCGCUGCAUCCCUGUUCUACGCCCUAAUAAAUGGGCGUCUGCCUCAUACAGUUUUUCGCUCCGAGCUGCGGUGGCUCCGGCCUGCCGGAGAACAAGUGCUUCCUGAACGGCGCGCGCAUGCCUGGCUUCUACACCAGGCGCACGCUGCUGGUGCGGGUUGCCACCACCAUCCUGGCCAACGCAGCCGGCUUUCCUGUUGGGCGCGAGGGGCCCACCGUGGUAAUUGGCAGCAACGUGGCAUUCCUCAUCUGCCAGCGCAUCGUGCGCCCGAUUCUCAAGCAGUGGGUGGAUUUCAACAGCGACGCGCGGGAGGCCGUCGUGGUCGACGAGGAGCGGUUCGAGCACGCGACGAGGAUUGCUUGCGCAGUGGGCGGCGCGUGCGGGAUGGCCAUGAUCUUCAACGCACCAUUCGGCGGACUGCUGUACAUGUUCGAGGAGAUGACAUCCACCGCCUGGCCCUGGGAGCUGACAUUUCUCGUGUUCACCGCCACUAUGCUGUGCACUCUCAUCUCUUACGGCAUGCUGAACAUCAGCGGUCACGACAUCCUGGAGUUCGUCAUCUACAGCAGGCUGCACGAGCAGCGGAACUGGCAGUGGACGGACGUCCCGUGGUUUGUCGUGCUGGCAGCCCUUUUGGGCUUGCUGACCUCUGUGCACACCCGUGGGUGCCUCAUGCUCGCGAGUUGGCGGGGCAAUCUGGCUAAGAGGCCCACGGGCUCCUCGAACCUGCAGUACGUGCAAUUCAACUGCGAGCCAGGAGAGUACAAUGCCAUCGCCUCUCUCCUGGUGACCACCUCUCACAGCUCCGUGAAGCUGCUCUACUCGGGCAGCAACGCGGGGGAGAUCCGGUGGUGGUCGAGCAUCAUAUCCUUCGUUGUGUACUUCUGCCUGAACGUCGGGCUCAGCGGGCUCCCUGUGCCCGGAGGCGCCUUUACCGCGACUAUGCUGCUGGGUGGCCUUUUCGGCCGCUGCGUGGGCAGCCUCGUCCGCGAGGCGGGGCUCUCCGAUACCGUCUCGGGCGUGUACGCCGUGGUCGGCAGCGCCGCGAUGCUGUGCGGCUUCAAGCAGAUGACCCUGUCGGUGGUCCUCAUCACAGUGGAGUGCGUCAACGACCUCACCCUGGCGCCCGUUGUCAUGCUCAGCGUGUGCGUCUCCAUGGCGGUGAACUGGCGCAUCAACCGGCGGGGGCACGACGAGGAGCAGAUCGCCCGGAAGCGCCUGCCCUUCCUGGAGGGCGACGCACCGCCCCACCUGGACAGCGCCCUGGCGGUCGGGCUCUGCGACCGGCUGCCCAGCGAGGCGGUGCUGCCGCGGGAGUGCCCCGUGCAGGACGCCAGGAGGGCGCUGGAGGCCAGCAGGGACGGGCAGAGCUUCUCGGAGUUCCCCGUGGUGGACCGGGAGUCGGGCCAGUGCAUCGGGAUCGUAGGCCGGGCGGAGCUCGAGGCGGCCUUGCGGGCGACGCGGGGGGGCAGCCCGCGCAAGCAUCAGUCGAGGGCGUUCGCGCAGGACCCUUUCCUGGCGCAGGACGACACCCCGUGGCUGCGGAGGAUCAGCAGCGAGAUCGACGAGGGCACCCCGGCGCUGUCGCUGCACCGCCUCAUGGACCCCACGCCUUUCACGGUGCUCGAGGACAUGCCCGCCCCGAGGUUGCACGCGCUCUUCGCGCGCGCGGGCGAGCGCUCCUGCGUGGUCAUCGACCGGAACGGGGCGUUCAAGGGGCUCGUCUCCCGCUGCGGCCUCAUCCAGGCAGGGCCCAUCUCGAUUCGAUCGGUCUUGGGAUCCGAGGAGGACAAGCGAAUUACCCAUUGCCGCUACCGUUCCCUCGUUCUCGCUUAGCUGGGCCUCUUGGGAGGCCCUCGUCGCCACCGCUGGAUUCGCCUCGGGAUUCUGGUCAGAACGCACCUUGGGAGAGGUCUGGGGAGUAGCGGCAUCUUUCCCCAGAUCCUAGGAGGGCACCAACUAU
Molecule: messenger RNA, 2249 nt
Organism: Prorocentrum cordatum
Lineage: Eukaryota; Dinophyceae; Prorocentrales; Prorocentraceae
Source: the annotation of a GenBank genome assembly